GAGUGCCCGUAGGUGAGAGCCGAGUCGUACAACUUCCCAGUUCCCCUCAAGCUCCAGAAAGCUCUGUGGGACCUCGACCAUAAUAAAACAAUCUCAACCAGCCAGCAAACGACGCCCUCCGCCGGUACGCGUCUUCGGAAUCGCCGGUCGACACUGAAUUCGUUUCCGACGGUGGAAUCGCAGCUUCCCCUGCGAUUCUAGCUCAAUCCAAAUGACUAUUCUCCGAGAGAUAUGGGAGACAGCUUCAAAGGGAGAUAGCCUUGCCAUUCUCUCACAUACGGUCUUCUGAUUGAAGAAUUUAUUGGCACCUCGGAGAUUUCAGGAUCAAAAUGGAUUAUUCCUAUGGUGGUGAGGGUCCUGCUAUACUGCAGCUGCACAAAUGGGGACCCUCCCAGUUGCAACUCAACCUUUCAGAAUUUCGUGAAGCUUUUAUAUCUCCAACAAGGGAGCUAGUGUUAUUGCUUUCAUAUCAAUGUGAAGCUGUGCUGCUUCCUUUGAUUACAGGGGACUCAGUAGAUAAUACUGAUCCUGGAAAUUGUUAUACUGAAAAUAUUGAGAAUGCAAGUUCUGUAGCCUUCAACUCAUCUACAGCAGUCCCUAGUAGGUUAGAUCCAAGGGACUCAAGCACUUCAAGAUUAGUAACUACAGUUUCUGAUUGUGAUAUUUUUCAUGAAAGUAAUAUUUCAAGAUCUGAUAGUUACCCUUCUGUUUGUGAUGUAAACUCACUGGCUUGGGGGAUGUCUGGGGAUGCCUAUAAUCAGCAUCAGGAUGCCUCGUUUAGGGAGCUUCUCUUUGUGUCUGGCAACAAUGGUGUGACAGUCCAUGCUUUUCGUCAACCUCGUCAAACAAGUGAAAUCAUCGAAACCAUGCAGGAGGGUGAAUUUGGACAUGGGAUGUGGGUGGAGUGGGGACCUUCUAUCUCACCUAACCAUACAGAACAGGAGAACAUCUCUUUGUGUUGCGAAACAUCUGAAAAUACCUUGGGUGUGAACAGGGCCAAUGGAAGUGAGGAAAGUCGGCAGAGUUUUUGCAAGGAAGUUGAGAAUGAUGAAUUGUCAAGAAGCGUGAUUUUGAAGAGAUGGUUGCGGACUUUCUUGACCCUUGCAGAAACUGUGGAAUCUGAAGGUAACAUUUAUACUAAGUUUCCAGAGAAAGCAUCUUUUCCACCCACUGCAAGGGUUGUUUCAUUUAAAAUUUUUGAUCAAAAUUCACCGCUUUUGGACAUUCUUUUUCGUGACAGUUCAUCAAGUAAUGAAGAAAAUCAGAAGGAAACAGUUUUAGAUACCGUGGAUGAUAUAUGUGUAAAGUCAGAUUCAAGUCCAUCAAGCCCAAAACUCACUUCUGAUGUUUUGUCCGAAUUUUUGAGUGUUGGAAAGAAUGGCGCAUAUAAAUGUUUGAGAGUAUUCUCCAGCAAUUCACACCAAUUAAUUGGAUUUGUUCUACAUCCAGGGGAACAUGAGUGUUCUGGUGCUAGUGUUGAAAGGGAGACCUUACUUCUUGUUGCCAGGUUGGAUAGAUGGGGAAUGCAUUGGGUUUGUUCAGUGAAACUUCAGAACAGUCUGGAUAAAGGCAACUGGACAGACUUCCAAUUUUCUGAUAAUCUACUUGCUUGCCUCACUACAUCUGGCUUAAUUUUCUUUUAUAGUAUAAUAACUGGUGAACAUGUUGCACGUUUGGAUAUUUUACAGAUUUGUGGACUUAAUUAUCUGUCUAGUUUACAGGGGCAAGAACUAUUUUCUGUGGAAAAUGAUGUGGUUUCAGGAAAUAUUGACAUGCAGAAUAAACCAGGUGGUGAAGUUUAUGAUAAGUCAACUAAAAAAAAUAAUGAUUUAUGUGGCAGAAGAAUGUUUAGGAGGCUGAUUGUUCCAUCAUAUACCUCGUUUAUGGCUGCAGUUGAUGAGCAUGGUGUUGUUUAUGUAAUAUGUGCUGGUGACUACAUGGCAGAUAAGUUCUAUUCAUUUGAGAAGUUGCUCCCACAUUUUCAGCAUUUAAGCCUUGGGAUAUUGGCUGGCUGGAAGGUUGGUGGUUCUGAAAUUAGCCACCAAAGAGUAUUUUCUGAUCUUUCAGGUUGUCAAAAUUCAGAUAUUUCAUCCUUUGGGAAUGAGAAACGUUCCUUCUUGGGUGAUAGUAGAAGUAAUGAGCAUAGGAACAUUCAGGAAAGAAAAGGGACCCAAUAUGGCUCUCAGUUGAGUGGCUUCUCUACUGCGUCAGACAUAACUGAUGACAGAUUCUCUUUUUCUGAAUCACAAACACAUCUUAUGCGGAAAAUCUUUCUUCCUGUAAAUGGAUCUAGUGAAGAAGAUUUUAUUUGUUUUUCCCCACUUGGAGUUACUCGGCUUAUCAAGAAAAACCAUAUCAAGGAUGAGAGGAAUUUUCAAAUUGUUCAUUCCAAUCUGCAUGCCAACCUAAAAGUUCGCGAUGACAGGUGCCUAGAUUCUAGGUGCGAGGUGUAUGAUCUCCUAGGAGUGGAAGAAGCUUCUGUUGGAGAAGUUAUUUCCUGUGCUUUCCAAGGAUAUUUUUAUUUGGUAACACAGGUGGGUCUUUCAGUAGUUCUUCCAUCUGUUUCACUUUCAUCAGAUUUCCUUCCUAUUGAAUCUAUUGGAUAUCAACAACCAAGUAUGACUAUGGGCAUUGGACUUCAAGUUGGAAACAUUCUGACAAUGGAACAAUCUACAUGGUCCUGGUCACACUGGAAAAGAGAAGUUCUGGAUAGAGUUCUUGUAUACGAAGGCCCUGAGGAGGCAGAUCUCUUGUGUUUGGAAAAUGGGUGGGAACUAAGGAUUUCUCGAAUUCGUCGUUUGCAAUUGGCAUUGAACUUCUUGAAAUUUGAUGAGAUAGAGAGGUCUUUGGAAAUGCUCGUGACUGUCAAUUUGGCUGAGGAAGGCAUCUUGAGGCUGUUAUUUACUGCUGUUUAUCUAAUGUUUCAUAAAAUUGGUAACGAUAGUGAGGUUUCUGCUGCAUUAAGGCUUCUUGCGUUGGGCACGAAGUUUGCAACCAAAAUGAUUGGUAAAUAUGGGUUGAUUCAGCAUAAGAAAGAUACAGUUAUAUCACAGGGCAUCAGGGGAACUCAAUUCUGCACCACACCACCAAUUUCGCCAGAAAAACAGAAAAAUCGGAUGGAAAAUGUAAAGAGGCUUAGGGAGAUGGCUCACUUUUUGGAGAUAAUCCGAAAUCUUCAAUAUCGAUUUAGUGCAAAAAUUAAAAGGCCAGGUCAAGGAUUGGGCAAUGGCGAGGAAGCAUUAUAUGGAGUGAAUACAAAUUUGUUGCAGGAUGACACCCAGCUUUUAGUCCUACCUGCUGAUGCACCAACAUUAGAGACAACAAACCAACAAGAAAUUUCUCUUCCUGUGUCUGCGGACAUCAGCAAUGCAGAGAAGCUUGCUUUGAUGCCCACAGAAUCCUUGGAGCCUAAAACCCAUACAGAUUCAGAGAACUAUGGGGAAAUAUCUCUCCUAAUGUCUCAAGAAGGACUAUUGCAGAGGAAAGUUAUUCCCUUGGAAAAUCCCAAGGAUAUGAUUGCACGCUGGGAAAUAAAUAAUUGGGACCUUAAAAAUGUUGUCAAAGAUGCUCUGCUCUCAGGACGCGUUCCCUUAGCUGUGCUUCAAUUGCAUCUUCAUCGUUUAAAAGACUUGGUUGCUGACAAAGAGCCUUACGAUACCUUCACAGAAGUUCGUGAUGUUGGAAGAGCUAUUGCUUACGACCUAUUUCUGAAGGGCGAAACUAGACUUGCUGUAGCAACAUUGCAAAGGCUUGGAGAGGAUAUAGAAACGAGCCUCAGGCAAUUGGUUUUUGGCACUGUACGGAAAUCUCUCCGAAUACAAGUUGCCGAGGAGAUGGAAAGGUAUGGGUACCUUGGACUGCAGGAGUCAAAGAUACUUGAGAGGAUAUCACUUAUUGAGAGGCUCUACCCAUGCAGCAGUUUCUGGAGAACAUUUGUUUUCAGGCAGAAAGACAUGAGAGUUUCAUCAAAUAUAAAUUCACCUGGGGAUAAUAAUUUACCCUUAUUGCAUUCAAAUUCACUAAAUAAUAGUUCCAUUGAGUGCGGUGAGAUUGAUGGAGUUGUUUUGGGUUCAUGGACAAGUGUGAAUGAUGAUUCUUCUUCUCCUGAGGUUGUCGAGGAUAGUACUUUUGCUGGAUAUUGGGCAGCUGCUGCAGUUUGGUCUGAUGCCUGGGACCAGAGAACCAUUGAUCGUAUGGUGCUGGAUCAGCGUUUUCUUAUGGGUGUUCAUGUUUUAUGGGAAUCUCAACUUGAGUAUCACAUAUGCCGAAAUGACUGGGAGGAAGUCUCCAAACUCCUGGAUGUGAUUCCUAUGUCUUUAUUAUCUGAUGGAUGCCUUCAGAUCAGCUUGGAUAGUUUACAAUCUUCUUCAAACAGUGGAUGCAAUAGGGGAUCACCUGACUACAGCAGCUGUAUGUUCCCUCUUGAAGAAUUGGAUGCUGUAUCCAUGGAUGUUCGAGGCAUCAAAAUUUUCAGACUUUCAUCUACUAAUAUGUGUUCCAUGUGGUUAAGACUGCUUAUGGAACAGGAGCUUGCUAAGAAAUUUAUUUUUAUGAAGGAAUUCUGGGAUGGCACUGCAGAGAUACUAACUGUUCUGGCACAUUCUGGCUUCAUUACAAGCGGAUACAAAAUUUCUUAUGAGGAUGAAUAUAUUGAGACUUCAUCAGAUCUGAGUUCAUCCAGUAUCAGAGGAGCAACUCACCCUGAUACUGCGCAUGCUCUACAUAGACUUGUUUUGCAUCACUGUGUACUAUAUAACCUGCCAAUUCUUAUGGACCUUUAUCUCGACCAUCACAAUUUGGUUGAGGAUAAUAAUUCGCUUAGUUCACUACAGGAAGCUGCUGGGGAUUGUCAAUGGGCAAAAUGGUUGCUCUUAUCUAGGAUUAAAGGCCAUGAAUAUGAUGCAUCAUUCUCUAAUGCUCGUUCAAUUAUGUCCCAUAAUUUAGUUCCUGGUAACAACCUCAGCAUUCUGGAGAUAGAUGAAAUAAUUCAUACAGUUGAUGACAUUGCAGAAGGUGGGGGGGAAAUGGCUGCUUUAGCUACUCUGAUGUUUGCCCCUAUCCCAAUUCAGAAUUGCUUGAGCAGUGGCAGUGUAAACAGGCAUUCUAGCUCCUCAGCCCAGUGCACGCUAGAAAACCUUAGGCCAACUCUCCAGCGCUUCCCUACACUUUGGCGCAUGCUCAUAGCAGCAUGUUUGGGACAUGAUACUGCUUGCAACUUCAUAGGCCCUAUGGCAAAAAAUGCUUUAUCAGGCUACCUGUAUUGGCGCGAUGACAUAUUCUUCUCCACCACACGUGAUACUUCACUUUCACAGAUGCUCCCAUGCUGGUUUUCUAAGGCUGUUCGAAGACUAAUUCAGCUUUAUGUCCAGGGUCCUCUUGGAUGGCAAUCACUAGGAGCUCUGCCUACGGCAGACGCUUUUAUGCACAGAGAAAUUGACUUUUUCAUUGCUUCUGAUGAACAUAUUGAGAUCAGUGCCAUUUCAUGGGAAGCAACUAUACAAAAACAUAUUGAAGAGGAGCUCUAUGCUUCUUCACUUAAGGAAACUGGACUUGGACUUGAACACCAUCUGCAUCGUGGACGUGCACUGGCGGCUUUUAACCAUCUUCUUGGAGCUAGAGUUCAAAAGUUGAAGUCAGGACAUAUUCAUAAAGAGCAAUCUGGUGCUUCAGUACAUGGACAAACAAAUGUUCAGUCAGAUGUUCAAAUACUACUUGGACGAAUAACAGACAGUGAAGAGUCUUUUCUUUCAUUUGUCAAGCCACUUGCUAUCAUGCACUUCGAGGAUUCUGUGUUGGUUUCUUCAUGUGCUUUUCUCUUGGAGCUUUGUGGUUUAUCUGCCAGCAUGCUCCGUGUAGACAUUGCUGCAUUGAGACGAAUAUCUUCAUUUUACAAGUCCACUAGUCAACAUGCUGAGCACUACAGGCAACUUUCACCUAAAAGCUCUGCAUUUCAUGCAGUUUCCCAUGAAGGUGACAUAACAUAUUCUCUUGCUCGGGCAUUGGCAGAUGAUUAUCUGCACAAUGAUGGUGCAAGCAUUAUGAAGCAUGGUGGAAGUUUGAACUCUGUUAGUAGUAAGCAACCUUCUCGAGCUCUCAUGCUUGUCUUACAGCACUUAGAAAAGGUAAGCCUUCCAUUGAUGGCUGAUGGAAGGACGUGUGGAUCUUGGCUGUUAAAUGGCAUUGGUGAUGGAACUGAAUUGAGAUCCCAACAAAAAGUUGUAAGCCAGCACUGGAAUUUAGUUACAGUUUUUUGUCAGAUGCAUCAGAUUCCUUUAAGCACAAAAUACCUUGCUGUGUUGGCCAAAGACAAUGACUGGGUUGGCUUUUUGUCAGAAGCUCAGGCCGGAGGAUACCCUUUGGAUGCAGUUAUCAAAGUUGCAUCAACAGAAUUCAGUGAUCAGCGUCUCAAAAUUCACAUCUUAACUGUUUUAAAAGGCAUACAAUCAAGAAAAAAACCCAGCUCUUCAUCUAUUUCAGAUACUACGGAAAAAAGGAGGGAAACUUCCUUUUCGGAUGAACUUAUGUAUUCCCCCGUGGAACUUUUCAAAAUUUUAGCGGAGUGUGAGAAGCAGAAAAACCCUGGAGAGGCCCUUCUGACAAAAGCCAAGGACCUAUGCUGGUCUACUUUGGCAAUGCUUGCAUCCUGCUUUCCGGACGUGUCACCAUUGUCUUGCUUAACUGUUUGGCUUGAAAUUACUGCCGCAAGGGAAACUUCAUCCAUUAAGGUGAAUGACAUUGCAUCCCAGAUUGCAAACAAUGUUGGAGCAGCUGUUGAGGCUACUAAUUCCCUAUCGCCAAGUUGCAGAACCCUUGCAUUUCAUUAUAACCGGAGGAAUCCAAAACGGAGACGUCUUAUGGAAUCCAUGUCAGUGGAUCCCUUGGCUGCUGCUAAAUUUGAUCUUUCUAGCACAUCUGCUGGUGCAAGAAUAUUUGUUGCCCAAGGAAUUAUCGCUGAAGAGGAAAGGAAAAAGGAUUCUAGGGAACAAAAUAAAGCUUCAAGUAAUUUUGAUGAAGGGCUUGUUUCUCUCUGCAAGAUGGUUGCGGUGCUUUGUGAGCAACACUUGUUUCUUCCUUUGCUCAGGGCUUUUGAAAUGUUCCUUCCUUCAUGUUCUCUGUUACCAUUUAUCCGUGCCCUUCAGGCAUUUUCUCAAAUGCGCCUAUCUGAAGCAUCAGCACAUUUAGGCUCCUUCUCUGCCAGAAUUAAGGAAGAAUCACCGCAUUUUCUUACAAGUAUUGGAAAAGAAGGACAAAUUGGAAUGUCAUGGAUAAGCUCCACUGCCAUUAAAGCUGCUAAUGCAAUGCUGUCAACAUGUCCAUCACCCUAUGAAAAAAGAUGCCUGCUGCAACUUCUUGAGGUAACUGAUUUUGGGGAUGGAGGAUCUGCUGCAUCAUAUUAUGGGCGACUACUUUGGAAAAUUAAUCUGGCAGAGCCUUCACUACGGAAAGAUGAUGUUCUACAUUUGGGAAGUGAGACUCUAGAUGAUGCUUCACUUCUGACAGCAUUGGAAAAAAAUGGGUUCUGGGAGCAUGCACGCGAUUGGGCAAAGCAGUUGGAAGCCAGUGGUGGAACUUGGAAAUCUGCUGUACACCAUGUUACUGAAACACAGGCUGAAUCCAUGGUAGCAGAGUGGAAGGAGUUUCUUUGGGAUGUUCCAGAAGAAAGGGUUGCUGUAUGGGGCCACUGCCAGACAUUAUUUGUCAGAUAUUCCUUCCCUCCACUGCAGGCUGGAUUGUUUUUCUUGAAACAUGCAGAAGCUGUGGAAAAGGAUCUUCCUGCAAGAGAGCUCCAUGAGUUGUUGCUGCUUUCUCUACAGUGGUUAAGUGGGAUGAUAUCAUUCUCCAAUCCUGUCUAUCCCCUGCAUCUUCUACGAGAAAUUGAGACUAGAGUCUGGCUCUUGGCGGUAGAAUCAGAAGCUCAGGUGAAGAGUGAAGUCGACUUCAGUUUCACCAGUACCAUCCGGGAUCCUGUGAUCAGGAAUGGCUCCAAUAUAAUAGACCGAACUGCCAGCAUUAUAGCAAAAAUGGACAAUCAUAUAAACAUGGUUAGGAAUAGGAGUACAGAGAAAAAUGAAGCAAGGGAAAAUAACCAAACACAUACCAGGAAUCCUCAUGUUCUUGAUGCCAGCUCUUCAGCCUCAACAGGAGCAAUUGCAAAGGCAAAACGAAGGGCUAAAGGCUAUGUGCCAUCAAGACGGUCAUUAAUGGACACAGUGGAUAGCAGCGCUGAUCCUGAAGAUGGUUCCAACCUUCUCAACUUCAGAAAUGACUCUCCAUCACAAGAUGAGAACUUUAAAGUAGAAACAUCUUUUUCAGGUUGGGAGGAAAGGGUUGGUCCUGCUGAACUGGAAAGAGCUGUUCUUUCUUUGUUGGAGUUUGGACAAAUAACAGCUUCCAAGCAGCUGCAAUACAAGCUAUCUCCAGCACACAUGCCUUCCGAAUUUAUACUUGUCGAUGCUGCCUUAAAACUUGCAACUAUCUCUACUCUUAAUAAUGGGGUGCCAAUAUCCCUGCUCGGUGAGGAGGUUCGUUCGGUUAUGCAGUCAUACAAUAUACCAAUGGCUUCGCAUAUGGUUGACCCAUUACAGAUUUUGGAGAGUUUAUCAACCAUUUUAACUGAAGGCAGUGGACGAGGACUCUGUAAAAAAAUAAUAGCAGUCGUGAAAGCUGCAAAUGUGUUGGGUCUUUCAUUUUCAGAGGCAUUUGAGAAGCCACCAAUUGAAGUGCUCCGGCUUCUUUCCCUUAAAGCACAAGAUUCAUUUGAGGAAGCAAAUCUCCUUGUACAAACUCAUUCUAUGGCAGCAGCUAGUAUUGCUCAAAUUCUUGCAGAAUCUUUUCUAAAGGGUUUAUUGGCUGCACAUCGCGGGGGAUACAUGGAUUCCCAGAAGGAGGAAGGUCCUGCUCCCUUGUUGUGGAGAUUUUCGGACUUCUUGAAGUGGGCAGGUCUUUGCCCUUCUGAACCAGAAAUCGGCCAUGCAUUGAUGCGUUUAGUGAUUACUGGACAAGAAAUACCUCAUGCCUGUGAGGUUGAGCUCCUCAUCCUGUCUCACCACUUCUAUAAAUCAUCAGCUUGCCUCGAUGGAGUUGAUGUUCUUGUAGCCCUAGCAGCAACUAGGGUGGAAGCUUAUGUGUCUGAGGGUGAUUUUGGAUGUUUAGCUCGUCUUAUAACUGGAGUUGGAAAUUUUCAUGCCCUCAAUUUCAUUCUUGGCAUUCUUAUCGAAAAUGGACAGCUGGAUCUUCUUCUUCAAAAAUAUUCAACUGCAGCAGACACUAACACAGGCACUGCAGAAGCUGUUAGAGGAUUUCGAAUUGCUGUUCUAACAUCACUCAAGCAUUAUAAUCCAAAUGAUCUUGAUGCAUUUGCUAUGGUCUAUAACCACUUUGACAUGAAGCAUGAAACAGCUGCUCUUCUGGAGUCACGAGCUGAACAGUCUUCUCGACAUUGGUUCCUCUGCAAUGACAAGGACCAGAAUGAAGACCUACUGGAAUCCAUGCGUUAUUACAUUGAAGCAGCUGAAGUUCACUCCUCUAUUGAUGCUGGCAACAAAACACGCACUGCUUGUGCUCAAGCUUCUCUUGUUUCUCUUCAAAUUCGAAUGCCAGAUUUUCAAUGGCUCAGUCUAUCUGAAACCAAUGCCAGGAGGGCCCUAGUUGAGCAGUCCCGCUUCCAGGAAGCCCUGAUUGUUGCAGAAGCAUAUGAUCUAAAUUGGCCUAGUGAGUGGGCCCUAGUGCUUUGGAAUCAAAUGCUCAAACCAGAAUUAACGGAACAGUUUAUGGCUGAAUUUGUGGCUGUGCUUCCUCUCCAACCUACAAUGCUUCUUGAUCUUUCAAAAUUCUAUAGGGCUGAAGUUGCUGCCAGGGGUGAUCAGUCACAAUUCUCAGUGUGGCUCACUGGUGGGGGAUUGCCCGCAGAAUGGGCAAAAUAUUUAGGUAGGUCAUUUAGAUGUUUAUUGAAGCGGACUAGAGAUUUGAGGUUGCGAUUGCAAGUUGCUACAAUGGCAACUGGAUUUAGCGAUGUCAUUGAUGCAUGCAUGAAGGCAUUGGAUAAGGUUCCCGACACCGCUGGGCCCCUUGUGCUGAGGAAAGGACAUGGUGGAGCCUACCUUCCCCUGAUGUGAAAAAAUGUGUAUUAUUAUUGAACGGAAAAUAAUUUUAUGAUCAUAAUAAUGAAUUUUGAUGAUGAUACAUAUGUGGAUUUGUUACAUUCUGGUUAUAGCUGGGCUGCAGGACGGAAAAAUUGGACGAUAGUUGUGAUGCUGUUCAUUUUUUUCUUCGUCUCCAAAUCUUAAAUGGGUCAGAAUCAUGAAGCUGUGGUUUAAAGAAACUAGCAAUGUACACUUCACCAUCAAUAAUACAAUGGUACUUGAUUUGUUCCA
Malania oleifera is the source of this 10373-nucleotide messenger RNA. RefSeq lists its product as uncharacterized. Lineage: Eukaryota; Viridiplantae; Streptophyta; Magnoliopsida; Santalales; Ximeniaceae. The transcript is spliced from 26 exons. Bases 330 to 10115 code for a protein of 3261 amino acids. Gene Ontology annotation, cellular component: cytoplasm. The record is from RefSeq and is a predicted model, not a curated record.